Caretta caretta (loggerhead turtle) is the source of this 2403-nucleotide messenger RNA. It is a transcript of the gene GCNT3, whose product is annotated as glucosaminyl (N-acetyl) transferase 3, mucin type. Gene Ontology annotation, cellular component: membrane. The record is from RefSeq and is a predicted model, not a curated record. Gene Ontology annotation, molecular function: acetylglucosaminyltransferase activity. Lineage: Eukaryota; Metazoa; Chordata; Testudines; Cheloniidae.
AUGUUUCGGGAAAUAAAGUAUCGGUGUCAGAUUCAGCGCCUGUUGUUCAUGGGAUUUCUGAUGCUGUUUGCCACGGUGGUGCUGAAAUACUCCUCCUGGGAAUGCAACUUCAGUGAUCUCGGGAAAGAGACAGUGCAUAUGAAGAGCGAGAGUUGCAAGGAUCAUCUCUACCAGUCUCUAAAGUUGUCUCCCAGGGGCCAGAUCAACUGCUCUCGGAUCGUCAGAGGGGAUGUGAAAGCCGUAGAGGAGGCUCUUUUGAGCAGGCUACAGAAGAAAACUAAAUCUGAGCCUUUAACCCCGAAAGAUUACGUGAAUUUGACGAAGGACUGCGCUCACUUUAAACAGCGCAGGAGGUUUGUCGAGUUCCCACUGAGCAAAGAGGAGGAGGAAUUUCCUAUUGCAUAUUCCAUGGUAGUGCAUGAGAAGACUGAGAUGUUCGAAAGAUUGUUAAGGUCCAUCUACACGCCCCAGAAUAUAUACUGUGUCCACGUAGAUCUAAAAUCCCUGGACGAAUUCAGGGAGGCAGUCCGAGGGAUCGCCUCGUGCUUCGAAAAUGUCUUUGUGGCCACUAAACUGGAGAGAGUAGUGUACGCGUCCUGGUCCCGGGUCCAAGCGGACCUGAACUGCAUGGAGGACCUACUCAAGAGCAACGUGCCUUGGAGGUAUCUCUUAAACACUUGCGGCACCGAUUUCCCCAUCAAGACCAACGCCGAGAUUGUCCGAACCCUGAAGUUUCUAAACGGGAGAAACAAUAUGGAAUCCGAGAAACCCUCUUCGAUCAAGGAGGCUCGCUGGAAGUACCACCACCACGUGGAGAACUCGGUGAUCCGAACCACCAAGGAGAAGAGCCCCCCGCCCCAGGCCUCACCCAUGUUCACGGGCAAUGCCUAUGUUGUGAUCACAAGGGACUUUGUUCAAGCCCUCUUUGAAAACCCGACGGCGCAGCAGCUGCUGGAGUGGUCAAAAGAUACUUACAGCCCAGAUGAACAUAUCUGGGCCACCCUCCACCGGAUGCCAAGCAUGCCAGGAUCGGUGCCUUAUAACAAUAAGUAUGAGGUCUCCGAUCUCAAUGCUGUUGCUAGAUUGGUGAAGUGGUCCUACCUGGAGGGCGAUGUCAGCAAAGGGGCACCCUACCCGCCGUGUACGGGUAUCCACCAACGGGAGGUCUGUGUGUAUGGGGUAGGUGAUCUUCACUGGAUGCUCCAAAACCACCAUCUGCUAGCCAACAAGUUUGACCCAAAGGUAGAUGAAAACGCAAUCCAGUGUCUGGAGGAAUAUCUACGUUACAAGUCGGUGUAUGGGAAAAAUCUCUGAGAGCCUGUCAGGCCUGGCAAGGUGAAAACACAAAUCUUGAGAGCGACCUGUAAAGAACUUCACCAAAAAUGCGAUGUAAAAUUUACAGAGCACUUGGUUUUAGCUCGCACUCUCAGCAAGUGGGGGAUUUUGCUCUGCAUACAGUACUGGUCACUGAAUUCACAGACUUGAGACGAUCGACCGUAUUUUUCCUAUAGUAAAAACCUUAAUAUAUGCUGUCCGAAUUACAGUGAAACCUCUCCAGGAGAUUCUAGACAGCCUCAUGUUGUCAGUACUGAGUCAGAUUCUGCUCCACCUUGAACAAAAAACCUCCAGUAAGCGAUUGCCCUGUCCUUGGGCGUGGUUGCUCAAGACGGAUUUCACUGUAUUUCAGUUGGAAUAAAAGCUUUUUCAUAUGAAGGAAACAAAAAGGAAUUUGCUAAUCACUUGGAACGUCUGUUUAAUUUGCUUCCUCCAUUCCACCGUUGAGGUUGCAUUCUAAAGUAAUUGUCCUUUUGUAGUUUAUGCUAUAAAAUAAGGAGACUCCUACUGUAGAGGGGGAAAUAAGAUUUAACCUGGUUAUCAGCCGCAGUCAUUUUCCUAUUUAAGUGUCUCUUCUUAUUCUCAGGAUGUGGCUUGAGAGGGUAAUAUUCAGGACCUGUUUAUUCUCAAAUCCAGUCUGCAUGGCAUUAGCAGUCAGUACCAGGACAUGCUAUCUAGAGUAAACAUUUUCUGUGGAAAAUCCUAACUGUAGAAAUCGAUGGAUUUAAAUUAUGCUUUAAGUGUAUAUAAUGUGAACUGCAAUUCAAGAGUAUUCAGAUGUGGAGUGCUGGUACAGUCCUCUGUUUCUGUGAUAAAGUGAUUGAUCUAGAAGUUGUACAUAAGCAGCACAUUUCAUCCCCACUGAUCUUGGGGAAAGAGCCCCCACUUUCUUUGGGGGGGAGGGGGAGAGAGUCACAAAAAUAAAAAAAUUGCACCAUAACUUUUUUCUGCUUUGUGGUGAAAGUUUGGAAGAACUACUUUAUCUGUAGACAUGAUUUCCUGGUACAUUAGCACACAAUAACAAUCUUAAAGAUAAAAAUAUUUUAAGGAAUAUUAUAAACCUUAACA